This is a messenger RNA of Wickerhamiella sorbophila, 1353 nucleotides long. RefSeq names its product F-box-like/WD repeat-containing protein TBL1XR1-A. The record is from RefSeq and is a predicted model, not a curated record. Gene Ontology annotation, molecular function: protein binding; transcription corepressor activity. The transcript has a single exon. NCBI's taxonomy places the organism in Eukaryota, Fungi, Ascomycota, Dipodascomycetes, Dipodascales, Trichomonascaceae. Gene Ontology annotation, biological process: regulation of transcription by RNA polymerase II. The coding region runs from base 1 to 1353 and encodes 450 amino acids. Gene Ontology annotation, cellular component: Set3 complex.
AUGCACUUGUCCUCGCAGGAAGUGAACUAUUUGAUAUGGCGUUAUUUCCAAGAAGAAGGCCUUGAGCUCAGUGGCCAUGCACUGGACCGAGAGAUAUCGGCUUCUUCCGGUCAAGGUGCGCUUGUCGAGAGUUACGAACGUGGGGACCUGGUCCGUUUACUGCUUCGCGGAUUACAGCUCACAGAAGUCGAACUAGCGGCCGCAAAGGCCGUGGAAGAGAACAGAAAUGAUACUGAGCAAGCAGAAAAGCCCAUGGAUGGAAUCACACCAGCGACCACUGUGUCAGAAGCUGUGAAGCCGCCUGCGAAAUCUACGGAUGGUUUGGAGCCCACAAAGACGCUGCCUGCGGGUUCAGCAGUGAGCUUUGGUGGCGAUUUACUAGCACUCGGUACCAAAGACAAGGAUGCCUUAAUUUUAUUACCGUCAGGGACAGAGCUAGCUCUCAAGUAUGCUUCAAGAGCGUCGCCCGACGCCCACGCAACUGCCGUGGCUUGGACGCCAACCAAUGAAGUAGUAGCGGUUGGCACGUUUUCUGGGUCAAUUCGUCUUUGGACUGCUGAUGGAGCUCUGCUCAAGGCUCUGCCCUCUAGCCACUCGGCUCCAAUUGUGUCGUUGAAGUUCAAUCCAGACGGAAGCUCUCUAGCUUCGGUGGAUGUGACUGGCGGUGUUUCCAUAUGGGACAUUGGUGAAGGUAUCGCAAAAUACACAAGCGAACGACCAGAGGGUCAAAUGCUUGUAGAGGUUGAGUGGAUUGACGAACUGACGCUGGCGUCAACUCAUCCUGACGGUGUUCCGCUUGGUGGAGUCGCGAUUUACAAGAUUGGCGAGAGCUUACCAACGGUCAGAUUCCGUGGACACAUCCGUGCGGUCACAAUACUUGCCUUUGAUAAGUUGUCGCAACUGCUGGCUUCCGGAGGUGACGAUUAUGUCGUAAAUCUAUGGCAUGCCCGUACCCCUACUCCGGUUCGGACACUGACCCAUCACCGUGGGCCAAUUACUGCUCUUAACUGGCUACCAGGUCCAUUGGGUCUCGCUCUCGAUGGUUCGAAAAUUGCCUCAAUGCUGAUUACCGGCUCGGCCGACGGGUCAGUCGGUCUUUGGGAUCUCGAUGCCACCCCUCCAAGUCUUAAAUGGGAAAUCGACUUUGAGUCCGCUGUUACAUUAGUUGAAACAAAUUCAACGAAUAAUCUAAUUGCUGUUGCAGGCAGCGAUUCCGUUAAUAUUUACACGAUUUCUCCCACAGAGUGCUCUUUGGUUGGGAAAUGCGCCUACCCAGGAGCACUGAGCUUGGCCUGGCACGAUCGCACACUCGCGAUCGCAACUAACUCGACAACUGUUUUAUUUAGUGUAUGA